CAUGUACUCCGUAACUAUAGAAUGAUGGAUGAUCACGUUGAACAUUCGUCACGUGCUGUAGAAGUAAUCAAGUGAGUGAGCAACCCUUAGAAUCUCCAUUCUCAACCUCUUCUCUUUCCAAACCGCUGGCUCGCCAUCGAUUCGACCCGUCCGCACCAAAGGAGUUAUACUUAAGCAGAAACCGUCCCCAGAAAGCAGCCUUCACAAUUGCCCAGUUUAUUUUUAUAAAGACCUUGACCAGACGACUAGCCAUUGACACUUCUGAGAAACCACUACUUAUUAUUAUUGGGGGUUACAAACGAUGUCCGGUAUCGAAAUUCUGGGGGUCAUUGCUGGCACACUUCAACUUGCAGAAAUUGGAGCGAAGCUUUCGGUGAAGCUUUGCUUAUUUUACCGCGAAAUCAAGGAUGCAAACCAGUCCAUGCAAAGUCUGUCCAGCCAUAUGUCACUCACUUCCAACAUUCUCCACGAGCUUGGGAUAACUUUACAGCAGGACGAACAUGUCAAAAACUGUUCGGAGCAGAUGAUCCUUAGUGCUCAAGACGUCCUGGAUGAAUGUAAGACGGUUUUUAAGCAUAUCGAAGAAACGAUAGAGAAGCAAAAGCCAGGGGACGAGAAGGGCUUCUUGCAGCGCGGAAUUCGGAAAAUCACUGUCGCAUUACUCGAACGCGAUCUGGAUGUAUUGAAGAGCGCUUUAGAGCGACUCAAGUCGACAAUGCUGCUCAUGCUACAGGUUCUCAUGUAUGCUGCACAACUUCGCAGGAGGACUGAAUUCCAUGUGCUCGAGAAUCAACAAUUAUUAAUACAAACGCUCCUGGAGGAAAAAAAGGGAAGUGAGGCCAGAUCUAACCGGUCUGGGGAACUUGCGAGACCAGCUGAAUUAUUUGAUUACAACGAUGCUUUACAGCUGCAUGCAUCUGCCACAAAGCCGGAGGGAAGCCUAGUUUCUCAUCCAUUGGUCUCUAAUGAACUUAACAAAUACUAUACCUUCAUUAAGCAAGUACUUCGGCAAAUCGACGCAUAUCGGCUUGAUUUUAGUGACGAUCGAUUUUUCAGAGUCAGAAAUGGCAUAUUGAAUGUGCAUUUCACCGAGGUUGAACUGUUACAAAGCCAUUAUGGAAAUAAAGCGAUUGAAGUCUUCAAAGACUCGAUUUUCGAGUUACAGAACGAUCACUCUACAAACCCCUACGAUUCAAAACAAGCACGCCAUAACCCGUCUGACCCCUUUGCAUCGUCGGCGAUUGGGUUUACCCCAAUCACUGAAGCAGAUCGUGUAAAUAAUCCCGAACCUGGGGGAAAGCUUCCUUGUCCGAUCGAGGACGUCCCGACCAGAUGCUCAAGCCCUAUAGUCAAGGUGGAAUCAUAUUCCCGCGGGAAUUCGUCCACUUGGGAGUGUUCUUUCCCUUCCACCUCGGGUGUGUCCGACCAGUACCACGGCGAAGAUAUCGGGGAUUAUGAGCAACCUGAUAAAAUUGCCGACCAGUUGGUGAACGACUCAUGGGAAAACUUGGUGCUGUACUGGACCACACUCACCAUACACGAGAUCCACCCCCCGGUUCAGUCCAACAUCAUGUGAGCCUGAGACGAAAUAACCGAAGGAACAAACUGAGUUGUAGGGAUGCGCUGUUGUAAAAACGAUCAAACCCAGACGUAUGUGAUUUGUGAGUAAGUCACAAGCUGUCAUUGCACUGCCUCCCAUUCCUGUCUGGGUAUAUCAAUC
Molecule: messenger RNA, 1720 nt
Organism: Aspergillus steynii IBT 23096
Lineage: Eukaryota; Fungi; Ascomycota; Eurotiomycetes; Eurotiales; Aspergillaceae
Exons: 3
Coding region: 302-1576 (424 amino acids)
Biological process (GO): regulation of DNA-templated transcription
Source: RefSeq, a predicted model, not a curated record